Messenger RNA from Staurois parvus, 274 nucleotides. NCBI's taxonomy places the organism in Eukaryota, Metazoa, Chordata, Amphibia, Anura, Ranidae. The record is from the annotation of a GenBank genome assembly.
AUCAGCUGUGUCCAAUCACAGCUGAUCACAUGGCACUGAUGAUCAGUGUGCCCUGAUGAUCAGUGUAGCCCCAGCAGUGCCACCUGUCAGUGUCCAUCAGUGCCUUAUGUCAGUGCUCAUCAGUGCCUCAUGCCAGUGCCCAUCAGUGCCACAUAUCAGUGCCUACCAGUGCACAUCAAUGCCACAUAUCAGUGCCUAUCUGAGCUGCCUUUCAGUGUCACCCAUCAGUGCCAGUCUGUGCCACCUAUCAAUGCCAAUCAGUGCCACCUAUCAG